Messenger RNA from Microdochium trichocladiopsis, 1875 nucleotides. RefSeq names its product major facilitator superfamily domain-containing protein. The transcript is spliced from 2 exons. Lineage: Eukaryota; Fungi; Ascomycota; Sordariomycetes; Xylariales; Microdochiaceae. The coding region runs from base 1 to 1875 and encodes 624 amino acids. Gene Ontology annotation, molecular function: transmembrane transporter activity. Gene Ontology annotation, biological process: transmembrane transport. The record is from RefSeq and is a predicted model, not a curated record.
AUGACACCCACCGACGUCGAAGCACAGCCAGUGCCCCUGGAACACAUAUCGACGGCCUCAACGAGCCCCAGGACGAGCCUCGGCGAGCAUGAACAUCACCACCACCACCACGGCGCCGACCUGGACCAGGCCCUCUCCCGGAUCCAGACCUGGGCGCUCGAAUACGUCGACCUCGACUUCUCCACGUCCUGCAGCAGCACACUUCCCGGCCUCAACCUGCACGCCUCGCCGGCCGACUGGCCCCUCGCCCGCAAGGUCCGCGCCCUCGUGUUCCCCUGCCUCGCCGCCCUCCUGGCCGGCUACGCGGCCGGCUCGUACGCCUUUGCCGGCACCCCGCUCAAGCAGGCCUGGUCCCUGUCGCCCGCGGCCUACAACACGGGCAUCACGACCUUUGUGCUGGGAUUCGGCCUCGCGCCCGUGGUGCUCGCCCUGCUGAGCGAGAUCUACGGGCGGUACUGGAUCUUCGUGUCUUGCGGCGUCGUGUUCCUGCUCGGCACGGCCGGGUGCGCGGUCACGACCUCGUUCGCGGGGAUGCUGGUCGCCCGGUUCAUCACGGGCGCCGGCGCGAGCGUCUUUGCGACGCUGACCGCGGGCGUCGUCAGCGACCUGUUCCCCGGCGCGGCCGAGCGGUCCACGCCCAUGGCCCUGUAUUCGCUCUGCCUGUGUGCGGGCACCGGCGUGGGGCCCCUGGUCUCGGGGGCGAUCGCGGCCAGGGCGGCUGUCGCUGUCCCUGACGAGGAGGACGGGCGGCUGCUCUCGUGGAGAUGGAUAUUCUAUAUCCAGAUGAUGCUCAUCGCGGCGGUCACGGUCGCGGUCGCGCUCGUGUUUGAGGAGACGAGGGCCAAUGUGCUGCUCGCGAGGAACUGCCGGGUGCUCAACGAGCACAUUGACGAGCUGGAGAAGGACGGAUCUGUCGUCUGCGACCGCGACCUGCUGAACGACGCGGGCUCUGGAGUGCCGGCCCCGGGGAGGUCUCAGCAACAGAAGCGUACACGGUUCCGCGUUCCACACCCGUCAUCGUCCUCCUCGGCUUCGGCGAGACCGCCGUCCCUGCUCGCCCAGGUCUGGCGGUCCUUGUGCUUCCCCCUGCAGCUCCUCGUCACCGAGCCCAUCGUCUCGUGCUUCUCUGCCUGGGUCUCGUUCGCGUGGGCCAUCCUCUACAUGCAGUUCGCCACGAUCCCGCGGGUCUUCCGCGACGUGCACGGCUUCGACGACCUGCAGCUCGGACUGGCGUACAUUGCCGUCAUCGCGGGGUGUCUGCUGGGCUGUGGGCUCUGCAUCGCGCAGGACAAGAUGGCGAGGUCUGUCGCGGUCGUGAACGUGGCGAGCAGAGCGAGGAUGUGGUUGACGCAUCGCAACGAGGCGGCCGGAACAACCCACGACGAGGAGAAGCAAGAUCCAAACACGAGCCACGACAACAAGAAGAGCCCCGAGUCCAGAAUCUACUUUGCCUGCCUCGGCACGAUCCUCCUCCCCGCCGGGCUGUUCAUGUUUGGCUGGACGACGACCGCCUCCUCCUCAUCAGAGGCAUCAGCAGCCCAGACACCUGAUUUCCACCCCAUCGUCCCGACCAUCGCCAUCGCCCUGUCCGUGACGGGCAUAUUCAUCAUCUACCUCGCCGUGUUCAACUACCUGGCCGACGCGUACGGGCGCUUCGCCUCGUCCGCGCAGGCCGCGCAGAGCCUGUGCCGCAACGUCCUGGCCGGGGUGCUGCCGCUCGUCGCCGACGCCAUGUACGACCGCCUGGGCUACGCGGGCGGCGAGAGCCUGCUGGGCGGCAUCGCGGUGGUCCUGUGUCUCGUGCCGUGGGUGCUCUGCGUGUUUGGCGAGAGGAUCCGGGCGAGGAGUCUGUUCGCCAAGGAGCUGGGUCGGUGA